AUGGAUGCGCCGGAUGGGGCAAACACAGGCAUAGACCUCUACGAGGGUUUUGGAGAUCACUUAGGAUAUAAUGAGCUAGGAAAAUCUCAUUUCUUAAGGAAAGAGCAUGACCAUAGCGUCCUCCAACAGGACACUACUCAACAAAAAGGCGAGCCCCUUCUACCUGGUAAGGUCAGAAGGAAGAUUUCGGAAGAUUAUCCUGCUUCCAAUGCAGUGACAGUUGAAAAAGCUGGACCGACUAGCGCGAUAUGCAAUGUGUUCGGCCUCAACGUGUUCUUUCGACGACGAAGACGACUUUCGUCCUCCAAACCUUACGUCUUGCAUGCGAUGGGUAAAUCUCUCGCAGACGUGGGAGCCCAACUGAAAGGCCUCGUCUAUGAACCACGUAGGAGCAAGCCUCGUGGAAAGAGCGUAAUGUUGUUUACAGGACAAGGUUCCCAAUAUCCAUUCAUGGGUAAGCAGUUAAGCACAAUGUUCCCAGUUUUUCGAAAAGAAUUUGAAAGAUGCCUCCGUUUAGCGGACACCCACAGACGGGAGAAUAUUAGCCUCAUGGAGAUUCUCGAUAGUCCUGACAACGCUUUGCUUCUACAGUCAACAAGUGUUACGCAACCAUUGAUGUUCGCAUUCGGCUAUGCUUGCGCCAUGCUGUGGCAGUCUUUUGGUUUCCAACCGGACUAUUACUUGGGCCAUAGUGUAGGAGAGCUGGUUGCUGGAGUAAUGGCCGGAAUCAUGACUCUUGAAGAAGGAAUUCUCAUUGUA
Molecule: messenger RNA, 759 nt
Organism: Ostertagia ostertagi
Lineage: Eukaryota; Metazoa; Nematoda; Chromadorea; Rhabditida; Trichostrongylidae
Source: the annotation of a GenBank genome assembly